AUGGAUCAGAUGUGACCCGACCCACGACUCGCCCCCACAGCUUCACUUGAUGGCCACAGCAUUCCGAUUGCCUGCCAUACACCACGCUUUGUCACAAAACAAUGUCGGCUCGAUGGGGCUCCUUUCUUUCCCAGGCCGUCGCCGGAGUCGAGGCCCGCCUGGACAACAUUCUCGCCGAGGACGAGAACGGCAUAGUGCAACAGAAGGAGACAAAAGAGACAAGAGAGACAAAACCGGCGACUCCCGUGUCGCCAGCUAAACAGAGUCCCGGUCCUUCGAGAGCUGCCUCUUCCACCCGCACCAAUGAUCGCCUCCAGGAGAGACUCGCGAGGGCCAUGGCCGCCAAAGCAGCGGCGAGAAACUCGAUAUCCUCACAGGGGAGUCCGCGCCAGAGCUUCGACGCACAGACCCGCAACUCGACCGACAGUGCGGACCGCGCGAGUCCGACUUUGAAGGAGUUUGCCAAGGAGGUCUCCUCUCCGCGCGGUUCGCAAGAUCUCCCAAGGAACUCUCAGGAUGCUGGUUCACCACAGAUGGAGGAGAGGGAUAACUCGCUCGAUGGCGGAUCAGGGGCGCGGGGGUCGGAGGAUGAGGCCAAUGGGGCGAGGAAUUCAGCAGACAUACCGCCUUCGAUAACGCCGAGCCCGAGCACUACCCCCAUCAUCGUACCUCCAAACCCGGAACCGCAAGAAGGUGUGAAGACGGCCCCCGACGACGCCGGCGACGAAGAGCAAAGGGAAAACGGAGACAGGACCGAGGACGCACAACUACAACAUCAGGAGGAGAUUCACGAAUAUGUAGAGCGAAUAGACGCUCUCGAAGCCAAGCUUCAGUUUCUUGCGAGGGAAGCCACAGACUCGGCUAGAAAGGCCGCCUUGGCCGCACCUGCGGGGAGCGCUGAGAAGAAACUGGCCGAGAAGGACCAGCAAAUUGUGCAACUGAUGGAAGAGGGCAAGAAUCUGGCGAGCACCGACCAUAAGCACCGCGCUCUUGUGAAGAAGCUGCGCAUGGACAUGGCCAAAAACGAGAAGGAGCUGGAGACCGCCAGGAUAGCCAGGGCCAAAUCGGACAAGGAAAUUGAGGACCUGCGAAGCCGAGUACGCCGCGCCCAGGAGCUUGAGAAGGCACACGAUGACCUGCAGAGGCGACUUGACCAGACACAAAAGGAGGUCAGCACACUGCGGCCAGAGAUUCGCUCCAAGGACAGCACCAUCGCUGAGCUCCGUUCCCGGCUCCAAAAGGCCAACGAGCAGGCGGACGCCAUGACCAUCAAGGCGAACGAGAAACCCCGCGAGCAGGACAAGCGGCGGAUCGCAGACCUGGAGGAGGAAGUCGCCGCGCUUAAAGUCGAGAAAGCCCUCGUCGCCGACCGCGGCAAAGCGCAAGCUACCGAGUUGCGCGAGAAGGCCGAGAGGGCCGGCGAGCGGGCGCGGGCAUUGGAACUUGAACUCAAGGCCGAGAUGCAGGUGAUGGAGGGAAAGCUCGAGGCUAUGCGCACGCGAGCCGAAGAGGCGUCGUCGGGCGUCGCUGGGGACUCGCAGGCCAAACUGCUCCGGCAGGUCGAGACGCUGCAGACACAGUAUUCGAUCGCGAGCGAGAACUGGCAAGGCAUUGAGACAACGCUGCUGGCGCGGAUCACGGGCCUGGAGAAGGAUCGGGACGAGGCGCUGCAGAGGGAGUCGGAGAUGCGGAGGAAGGCGAGGGAAGCGGCUGUUCGUGCAAGGCGUCAGGAGGAGGAACUGGACGAGGCCAAGACCAAGAUCCCCACCAUCCAAGAAGACGUCAAGUCCUACCAAACCCAGCUCGACUCGCUCAAGAAACGGGCCGAAGAAGCCGAAUCAGCACUAACCAAAGCAAAAGCCGAGUUCGAAAAGCAAAAACAAGCCUGGGAAACCGAAAAAGAGGAACGCCAGCUCCGCGACGUCCCAGAACGCCCCCGGUCCUGGCUCGAAGGCCUCCCGGGCGGUGGCUCGUUCCUCAAACCGGACAGCCGGCCGGCUUCACCACAACUAACCGCCCCACAACGGACCUUCAGCACCGAUUUCCUCGGCAUCUCAACCCUCGCCAGCAAAGGCCGCAAGACGUCAGGCCCCUCCAGCACCAGCGACGCAGGCGGCGGCGGCGGCGGCGUCCUCGCCGAGCCGCGCAUGCCCUUCUCCCGCCGCCCCUCGGCCCAGCACCCGCCCAGCCGGCCCACCAUCAACUCCAACCCGAGCGGCGGCAGCGGCGUGUUUAGCCCGCUUAGCGUCUUCAGCCCCACCUCGGAAGCCCCCGCUUCGCACCCGCUCGACAUGAUGGAGGUGCAGCGGGGCGAGGACGCGUUCGGGGGCGGGGCCGGGGCCGGCGUCAUCGGCGUCGGCAUGGGCAUGGAGCGGUCGGCGUCGCCGCAGCAGGUGCUGCAGGACAUGGUGUCGGUGUCGACGGUGGCGGCGGGCCCGUCGGUGCAGCUGGUGGAGCGCAUGAGCGCGGCGAUCCGGCGGCUGGAGAGCGAGAAGGUGGCGGCGCGGGAGGAGCUGGCGCGCAUCUCGCGGCAGCGCGACGACGCGCGCGCCGAGCUGGUCGCGCUGAUGCGCGAGGCCGAGGGGGGGAGGGCGGCCGGGAAGAAGGUCGAGGUGUUGGAGGGCGAGGUGGCGGUUAUGAAGGAGCGUUAUGAGACGACGUUGGAGUUGUUGGGUGAGAAGAGCGAGCUGGUGGAGGAGCUGAGGGCGGAUGUCGAGGAUGUGAAGGCUAUGUAUCGGGAUCUGGUGGAGAGGACUAUUAAAUGAGGAGGCGCUGGCUGGCGCCGGGCUUGGCUUGGGACUUUUUGGGGGGGAGCAUUCAUGUAUCACGACUUUUUGCAUGGGGAAUGAAUGUAGCGGACUAGGAGAUACCAUCAAAUAGGAGCCGAUUUUGCUAUGCCUUGUUCUUCUCUUAUCCUGGCUAGCCGCCUUUC
Molecule: messenger RNA, 2932 nt
Organism: Chaetomium fimeti
Lineage: Eukaryota; Fungi; Ascomycota; Sordariomycetes; Sordariales; Chaetomiaceae
Product: TATA element modulatory factor 1 TATA binding-domain-containing protein
Exons: 3
Coding region: 102-2765 (887 amino acids)
Cellular component (GO): endoplasmic reticulum; Golgi apparatus
Source: RefSeq, a predicted model, not a curated record